Erythranthe guttata (spotted monkey flower) is the source of this 2048-nucleotide messenger RNA. The record is from RefSeq and is a predicted model, not a curated record. Lineage: Eukaryota; Viridiplantae; Streptophyta; Magnoliopsida; Lamiales; Phrymaceae.
AGAAAAAUAAUUCUUGUAUACGUUUCAAACAUUUUUCCUCUAAUUUAAGCAAAAAUAAAUUGUUUUGUUUGUAUGAUAAAUUAUUAUGUGAUCUGCAAGAAACUAGUAACAUCUUCUCCAUGUCUAAAUUUAUUAUUAUUAUUAUUUUAUUUUUUUGUUGGAGGGGGUGGAAUGAAGCUGACACCAUUGGAUUACAAAAAACAUGUCCAACCACAAAACUAUAAAUAGUAAGUAAUUGGAUUAGUGGUACAAACACAUCUCAUUGCUUUGAAGAAACCAUUAUAUAUUCAUUGCAAAUCAUUUCUCCUAAGAACAUCAUAAGUUCUAUUGAACAAAUAAAACACAACAUCAUCAACUGUUCUUCAUUAUGGAAAUAAAACUCUUUUUUUCCGCAGUUCUAUUGGUAUUUUUACCAUUCUUGGCGUAUCACGCCGAAUCUGUCACAGUAUUCGAUAUCUCAAAAUACGGUGCAAAACCCGGCGGUGAAGACAUCAGCCCGGUUCUAGCUAAGGUAUGGAAGGAAGCAUGUGAAGCAACAAAUGCAAGCAAAGUAUUGAUUCCAAAAGGGACAUGGUAUCUUAGCCAAAUUAGAUUGGUCGGCCCGAAUAAGGCGCCAUUGGAGCUUGAAGUACAAGGCACCGUUGAAGCCAAUCCAGAUUACACUAAAUUACCCCAAAAAGAUGGCCAAUGGAUUACUAUCAAUUAUCUCGAUGGCUUCACCAUCUCCGGUGGCGGUGUAUUUGACGGAAAGGGUGAACAAGCAUGGAAGGCAAAUGAUUGCCACAAGAACCCAAACUGCCCCAAACUCCCCAUUGUACGUCUAUCGAUCUUUACAUACAUUACAUCAUCGAUAUAUCUCAAUCUUAUAAGUAUAUUACUAAUACAAAUUAAAUUAUUGAUGCAUGCGUGCGUGCACGUUAUUAUGAUUUCUCAGAACCUUAGCUUGAAUUUCAUCAAGAACGCCAUAAUCAAAGACGUGACCACAAAAGACAGCAAGAAUUUCCACUGCAAUUGCAUAUCGAGCCAAAACGUGACUUUCCAACGGUUCACAAUCAGCGCACCGGGCGAGAGCAUCAACACAGACGGGAUCCACAUCGCCAGAGUAUCGAAUGUCAAAGUACUCGACUCCAAUAUAGGAACAGGAGACGAUUGCAUUUCUAUUGGAGAUGAGACCACUGAUCUCCACAUCGAGAAUGUCAAAUGUGGGCCCGGCCACGGCAUCAGCGUCGGAAGCAUGGGUAAGAAUCCGGCAGAGAAGGACGUCACCGGAAUUACUGUAAAGAAGUGCACAUUCACCGGAACAAGCAACGGGGUGAGGGUAAAGACAUGGCCCUCUGCACCGGCAACCCUAAAAAUAUCGAAUCUGCAUUUCGAAGACUUGACAAUGAACAACGUCAGCUAUCCUGUCGUCAUUGAUCAACAAUACUGCCCAUGGAAUCUGUGCACCAAAGACAAACCAUCGUUGAUCCAAAUCAGCGGAUUGACGGUGAAAAAUGUGAGGGGGACAGCGAACACGAAGGAGGCGUUGUUGUUUUCUUGCAGUUCAAGCAAGCCAUGCCAGAAUGUUCAGAUUAGUGAUAUUGAUCUUAAAUAUGUUAACUCAAUUCCCGCCAAUUUCACCACCGUUUGCGAGAAUGUGAAGCCCACUGUUUCCGGAAAGCAAAUCCCGCCAAUUUGCCCCACCCCUGUUCAGGCUUCUUAAUUCCUUGCAUGGUGUGUACAUGCAUGCAUGCAUGCACAAUUUUGGAUUAAUAUUUUUUUUCUUUUCUUAAAGGAUAUAUAAUGUGGAAUAAGUUAAAGAUAGAGAUGAUGAUGAUAUAUCAGGUAUUAAAUUUAGGAAUUUUUGAAUGUGAGAUCUGUUAGGUAUUAGUAUAGUAUCAAUCAUGCUCGAUCAUUAAGUAAAUCCUUUUUGUAUCGUGGCGUUAUGGAAUAAAAAUAGAAUAUUAUUUUAAUUUAUGUAACAUGAAAUCAUUUUUAAGCUUGCAGACUUGCAGUUUAUUUAUUCAUGGAGUUUGUUAUAUUAAUUUUAUGGACUCAUUCUCCUAUCA